Messenger RNA from Adineta ricciae, 1599 nucleotides. NCBI's taxonomy places the organism in Eukaryota, Metazoa, Rotifera, Eurotatoria, Adinetida, Adinetidae. The record is from the annotation of a GenBank genome assembly.
AUGGAAGGUAGUGGCGAUAGUUUCACAGAUUAUUUGGAUUCGUCUGCUGAUCAAUUGUCUCCAUCGGUUAUAAAACGAUUGAAUCUAGGUGAUAAAAUAGAAAACAAUCAACAACAACAACAACAAUCGACCACAAGUGUUAGUACAUUAUUAGAUGUCAAAACUAAUCCUGACGAAGUUCAAUCUUUGGAAUCAAUGUUGCAUAGUGUUGUCAAGAUCUUUUGUACUUCAAUUCCAUGCAGCUUUGAUUUACCAUGGCAAAUGGGAUCGCAAUCAGCUGCAACAGCAUCAGGAUUUAUAAUAAACGAUCGACGAAUUCUUUCAAAUGCUCAUGCUGUUUCAAAUUCAUCUGUUAUUCGUAUUCAAAAACAUGGUGAUACAAGGAAAUACCCUGGACGUAUAUUACACAUUGCACACGAAUGUGAUCUGGUUAUGUUGACUGUUGAUGAUAAUCAAUUCUGGAAUAAUGUAAAUCCAUUGAUAUUCAGUGAUAUACUACCGGAAUUACAGGAUUCAAUUUUAGUUGUUGGAUAUCCAAUUGGUGGUGAUAAUUUAUCAGUAACAAAAGGUGUCGUUUCAAGAGUUUGUAUGUCGACUUAUUCGCAUUCAUUGGAAUAUUUGUUAUCAAUACAAAUUGAUGCUGCAAUUAAUCCUGGUAAUAGUGGUGGACCAGCUUUUCAAGAUAAAAAAGUUGUCGGUGUAUCAUUUCAAGGAAUGAAUAAUGCUCAAUCAAUUGGAUACAUUAUACCAGUAUUAGUAAUCAAACAUUUCCUCGAUGAUAUUCAAUUACAUGGAAAAUAUACGGGAUUUCCUCGAAUGGUCUUUCAUUAUCAAUCAAUGGAAAAUUGUUCAUUUCGAAAAUAUUUGAAAUUAAAUGAUGAUCAACAUGGGAUUUUAGUAACAGCAGUUGAACCAGCGUGUAUUCUUAACAAAAUAUUAAAGAAAGAUGAUGUGAUCACAGGUAUUGAUGAGAAAUCAAUUGCUGAUGAUGGAACAAUUGAUUUUCGUCGUGGAGAAAGACUCAGUUUCAUUCAUUUAUCGAAAAUCAAAUUUGUUGGUGAUGAAAUUUCAUUUACAAUUAUACGACAAGGUAAAGAAAUGAAAUUAACAAGUUUAUUAGAUAAUAAUUCCGCACUUGUUCCAUUACAUUCACAUGAUAAACGUCCAGAAUAUUUAAUUUAUGGAGGAAUUGUCUUCACAGUAUUAACUCGUUUUUAUUUGUAUGAAUGGGGUUUUAUUAACUGGAAACAAAAAGCUCCAAGACAUUUAGUUAGUUUAGCACUGAAUGGCACACUGGAAGAGUCAGAUCAACAAAUUGUUGUUAUUAAUCGAAUCCUUGUGGAUGAAAUUAAUUAUGGAAUCGAAUCAUCUGUUAUCGAUGCGAUUCUCAAAACUGUCAAUGGAAUUGAAAUUCAAAAUAUAAAGCAUUUAGCAAAUGUUAUUGAUCAAAUAUCAAAUAGCGAAGAAAAUAUUUUUAUUCGUUUUGAAACUCAAUCGAAAAGUAUCAUUGUCGUUUCAUGUGAAGAUGCUAAACAAUCAGAAGAAAGAAUUUUAACACAAAAUUCAAUACCUCAUCCAAGAAGUGAAAAUUUACGUUAA